Messenger RNA from Caenorhabditis remanei, 2772 nucleotides. RefSeq lists its product as uncharacterized. NCBI's taxonomy places the organism in Eukaryota, Metazoa, Nematoda, Chromadorea, Rhabditida, Rhabditidae. Bases 1 to 2772 code for a protein of 923 amino acids. The record is from RefSeq and is a predicted model, not a curated record. The transcript is spliced from 8 exons.
AUGGGGGACACCAACAUCGUGCCGGUUCGAGUACAAAAUGUACUCGAUAUGGAGAUUGUUCGACUCAAACUCUGGUCAAUUCAGUUUGAUGGGAGUAUCCGACUCGAAGGAUUUGUGAGGAAUGAAGAUGGCACAAUGAUGCAAAAAGUUUGUUCCGAACCCAUUUGUAAACGAAUGACCGCUACGAUGCUUUUCGAUAUAUCCGGUCGAUUUUUUGAGUUAGCUGGACAAAUCGAUAGAGAAUAUCAGCAAAAGAAGGGAAUGCCCAGUCGAGUUAUCGAUGAAUUCACAAAUGGUUUCCCUGAAAACUGGGGAUUUCUCAUCAAAUCAUGUCUCGGAAAUGAGUCAAGAAGUGUCAUGAGACCAAUACAGGCGGCACCGAGAGAACCAUUGAGACAGAGAAAUGAGCCUAUAGUGACUCUCGCCGAUGAGACUGAGCUGAAUCUUCGAAAGAAUUCUGAUGAUUUGGAAGCUGAAAAUAAUAGAAAACGGAGGGAAAGAGAGGAACAAGCGGAGAGAGAACGACAGGAAAGAUAUCGAGCUGAUGAGAUGGAGAGAGAACGAAUUGCUGCGGAGAAAAAACGACAGGAGGAAGAGGAUGCUGAUUAUACUUUCCGUGCUCCACAAUCUCAGAAUGGAGAACCGAUCACUCCGAUACGAUUCAAACGAGGAAAUGGGCAGAGACAAGGGGUUACGAGAUCGGUUUUCGAGAAAACUCCGCAGAGAGGGCAGUCAUCUUCUGGUCCACUUGCUGCAUCAACUCCUCAAGCUCCACCCCCUCAGCCGACUCGACAAUGCCAAUCUAACAUCGAAAAUCGAGAACCACCACCACGAGUCGCAGCUCCACCAUCCCCAAUACGUCAACCACCAGCUCCUCAACCACCGAUUCGUGAGCCUCAAUUCGCCAACGAUGACGAUUUAUUCGCUGUUCCGAAAAUACCGCCACCAAAGAUUUCUCGUGGAUCCGCUGGAAAUAGCGGAGGAAAUAUAGAUUUCCUUGAUGAAAUGGAUGCUCUAUUCGAUACGGUUUACAUAGAUAAAACUCCGAAGAGAGAUGUCAAACCGAAGCGACCAGCGUCUCCAUCUCCGGAACGUCGUCGUUAUUCUCCUAUGCCAAGAGAUCGGGAAAUGGGAUAUAAUGAUGAGUUCGAAUCGUCACGUCGUGGUGGAAGAUAUCCGAGUGAAUCGAGUAAUAUGAGUCGGAUGAGCAGACGGGAUGAGACGUACAGAAGAAAUGAUGGAGGAAUGGGAAGGGAUGAGUCGAGAAUGAGUAGAAAGAGGGGAUAUGACCAAUCCCCUGACGAUAUGGAAUACCAACGUCGACGUGAAGACCAUUACCGCCGUCCUGACUACUAUCCUCCUCGUGAUUCACGACAAGAUUCUAAGCGAUACCGCCCACGAGAGAAUUCCUCGUCUUCUGGAAGAUCCGCAUCCGUUCGAUUUGCAGAUGACUAUCAGAGAAAUCGUGGAAAUCCAAAAAACUUCCGAGAUUCUGAAGACUCUUUUUCACGAGACCCACGAUUCUAUUACGAGAACAACCGAAGAGGAGAACCGCCUGAAUACCGUGAGGAUACCCGCAAGCUUAACGAUAUUUUGAGAAAAGAGAGGGAAUUGGUGGCACGUCUUCAGAAUAUUAAGAGCAAUACGACGACAAACACCAAUACUACACGUCGAGUAACGUAUUCAUCUGAAGAGGAUGAAAUGGCUGAUGAAUGGGAACGAGAGAAUCAAGAGAUUAUGGAUAACUCGAUGAUGUUCGGAGAUGGAAUUUCCAAAAAGGGGAGGAGAAGUGGACCAGGGCGUCCUCCGCAGAGAAAGCCGAAAGAACAACCGAAACCAAAAUCCCAAUCCCAGCCAAAACGCCGAAACCAAAAUCAAUCGAAACCGAGACGUUAUGAUCCAGUGGAAACCGACGAUCUGAAUGAUAGUAUCGCCUCGAAUCGUCCUCGCCGUGCGUGUGUAACCCCGUCGCCAGUGGUUCCGAAGAAAAUCAUUUGGCCAAAGAAAGAUUUGGAUCGAUUGAAACGAACGAUUGAGGUAAAGAAACCGACUGGAUCAGAGGCUGAUUGGAUUGAAAUUGCGAGACUUUUGGCGAAAAAUGGCGUUGAUGGAGAAGCAGUGAAACAGGCGGCGAUUACAAAACUGAAAUGGAAGGAGCCGAGAGAUCAGGAGACGAUUCAACGAGAAGAAGAAGAAGAGACGAAGAGAAGACGUGGAGUGAAUGCGAGAGUGAAGGAAGGAGUGAAGUUGCAGGAGGAAUUGAGAAGAGGAGCGACUCAUCAGAAGAGAGCUGAAGACGUGAGAGUUGAGACAACGGCAGAAGACAUCCAACCAGAUGAUUUGGCUGCUGAUCAGUCGUUGUUGGCUAUGGCGACACCGGUGGCUACGAAGAAGAGAGGAGGAACUAGAGCAUCGAUUAUGCCGAUGCCUGUGGAGGAUUCACCGAUUGUGAGGGGAUCCAGAAACAACUCCACAUUCAACUCUCCAACUCUCAACCAGACGAAAGCCAAAGAAGUCGAGACGACACUCCGAUACGUCCAUCAGUUGUCAAUGGUUCAGGCUCGACCGGCUUCUCGAAACAAUACUUCUUAUAUGAAUAAGUCUUCGACUCGCGGUGGUGGCAGCAAGAACACAAGUAUGUCACUGGAACAAGGAGUCAAAAAAGCGAUGAAAAUAAUCAAUCGUGGAACUACAAUACAUGAGGAUGAUGAAGAAGAGGAGGAGUCGGAGACGGAAGAUGAAGAUAACUCCGAAGAUUUGGAAGAGUAUUAA